CCGUAAUCCCCCAGGUUUUGCCUUUGUGGAGUUUGAGGAUGAAAUGGAUGCAGAAGAUGCUGUUAGAGGGUUAGAUGGAACGUAUAUAUGUGGGUCAAGAGUAAGGGUUGAGAUGUCAAACGGCAAGAUCAGGCCAAAGCCUUGGCAGAGGGAUCGUGGGCGAAGCGGAGGUGGUAGACCCUAUAGUUCGUCUGACCUGUGUUAUCGCUGUAAUAAGCCAGGACAUUAUGCUUAUGACUGCAGAGGUGGCUUUAGGGGAAGCCGCAGAGCUGCAAGCAUCACUAGAUCCCCAGCUCCUCGCUAAAUCUCACCAUGUCUUCAACGCUGACCAAUCAUCAAUCACUUAAGAAGUGACU
Messenger RNA from Owenia fusiformis, 356 nucleotides. Lineage: Eukaryota; Metazoa; Annelida; Polychaeta; Sabellida; Oweniidae. The record is from the annotation of a GenBank genome assembly.